Molecule: messenger RNA, 1038 nt
Organism: Trichoderma harzianum CBS 226.95
Lineage: Eukaryota; Fungi; Ascomycota; Sordariomycetes; Hypocreales; Hypocreaceae
Exons: 6
Coding region: 167-775 (202 amino acids)
Molecular function (GO): GTPase activity; GTP binding
Source: RefSeq, a predicted model, not a curated record
AUAAUAGGCAAAUGAGCCACUCACCACUGUCACAGCCGACGCUCCUUUGACCUCGAGCCAACCAUCCGCUUCGAUUGCCACUUUGACCAAACCUGCACCUCUUUCAACUUUCAAGCCUUCCGCUUCUAUUUCUCCCGUUCCAACACAAACACCAACAACCGCCAUCAUGAACCCCGAAUACGACUACCUCUUCAAGCUCCUCCUCAUCGGUGAUUCCGGUGUUGGAAAGUCUUGCUUGCUGCUGCGAUUUGCCGAUGACACCUACACCGAGUCUUACAUCUCCACCAUCGGUGUCGAUUUCAAGAUCCGAACGAUAGAACUCGAUGGCAAGACCGUGAAGCUGCAGAUCUGGGAUACCGCCGGCCAGGAGCGUUUCCGAACCAUCACCUCGUCUUACUACCGCGGUGCUCACGGCAUCUGCGUUGUCUACGAUGUCACUGAUAUGGACUCUUUCAACAACGUCAAGCAGUGGCUCCAGGAGAUUGACCGGUAUGCUACCGAGGGCGUCAACAAGUUGCUCGUAGGCAACAAGAGCGAUAUGUCCGAUAAGAAGGUUGUCGAGUACACUGUUGCCAAGGAAUUCGCUGACAGCCUGGGCAUCCCAUUCCUCGAGACUUCCGCCAAGAACGCCAGCAACGUUGAGCAGGCUUUCCUGACCAUGGCUCGCCAGAUCAAGGAGCGUAUGGGCACCACAACUGCCAACAACACGAAACCCAGCGUGCACGUUGGCCAGGGCCAGGGUGUCGGCAACUCUUCCAACAGCAGCUGCUGUUAAAUGUAUUCCUCUUUGAUGGUUUCGUGUGGUUCGCUUUGUCGUGGCCGAGUCUGGUGACAGGAUGAUUAGAGCAGUGUGACGUCCCUUGGGAAACGACUGAACAAUGUUUGUUAUGACCUUUUUCUCCAUUAUUCUAGGGUUUCAGUUUGCCCCAUUUCUGCGCAUAGAUUACAUCAUGUCUCGUUGGAUCUCGCCCCUUCAGACACACGCACGCACAACGUGGCAAUCUCGCUUGCUUUUUAGGACACAUUAGGGUCGGACGG